AUGGCAUUGGUCGCGACCAUCCGCAAGUCCAGUGCGGACAGCGAGGCCAGCACCGCCGCGGAUGCGAGCUACGAGGCCUUGAAUAGCAGAGUUCUCUCUAUAGUUGCUACCCCGCAAAGUAGACGAGUGAAGUUGUCUUCCUCACACAUGAGCCGCAUGGGCCUCUGUUCUGCGCUGCAGCGCUGCGGCGCUUCCGCCUUGCCUGCCGCGGCUGUGGCCGCGCCUGUGACUGUUGCGCCUGCCGCGCCUGCCGCUGCCGCCGUGCACGAGACUUGCAUCCAAGGAGGCCCUGGCAGAGGAGCCAGCGACAGCCAGCCACUUCAAGCGCUUCGCAGCAAUGCAGAGGCAGCAAUGACCGAGAUGGAAGCGAACUUUGACACGGGCAUCUUCGAUUUCCUCGCUCCGGCGCCGGCAGCAGAGGUUGGCAGUGCGACGAAGGCCGGCGGCCGGGAUCUCCUGGAUACGCUCCUCGAGAAGAGAAGCCGAGGCGCCAUCGAGGAUGUGGAAGGUGGUCGUUGGGCGACACACUUCUGGGACACUCGCAGUUCCUCGCGCACCCCGCAGUCGACGCCGUGA
This is a messenger RNA of Symbiodinium sp. CCMP2592, 576 nucleotides long. The record is from the annotation of a GenBank genome assembly. NCBI's taxonomy places the organism in Eukaryota, Dinophyceae, Suessiales, Symbiodiniaceae.